Molecule: messenger RNA, 3949 nt
Organism: Crotalus tigris (Tiger rattlesnake)
Lineage: Eukaryota; Metazoa; Chordata; Lepidosauria; Squamata; Viperidae
Product: T-lymphocyte surface antigen Ly-9-like
Exons: 7
Coding region: 1060-1755 (231 amino acids)
Source: RefSeq, a predicted model, not a curated record
GGAAGAUUUUGGGGUAGGGAAGAGCCACGUUUCGGCAGAGGAAGGAACAGGACAAACACGUUGGGCGAGGUCGGCAGCAGGAGAGUUGGGACUCUUCUCGGCUUCACUUCCUCUGGCCAGGAGGAACCCUGAGACAGAAAGGGGCCUGGGGGGGACGGGGGAUUCCUGUCCCCAGCCCACAGCUGCAGACGCAAAACCAAAAGAAAAACCCUGGGAAAGCACAGAUUGUGACAGGACGAUGAGCCAUUUUCCAAAAAUGAAGUUGAGCUUCAUAGGUGGAGCAAGUUCUGAAGAAGUUCUUGUGAGCAGUUUGAAACAGAGAGAAUUAAAAACUGAACUAACCACGCCCACUCUUUCGUUCGUUCCCCCCAAAUUUCCCUGUUUGAAUCAGCUCACAAAAGAGCUUAAAAAAAUGAGAAAAGCAGAGAAAGACCCAGCAAAGAAAUUUAAGAGCUGAAUGCAUGCAACAGGCUUCAUUUGUGUUAAAGAGCCAGCAGCUUCAUUUCCAUCACAUGCUAAGUUUGGUUAAAAUGAAAGGUGGUUUCUGCCCUUUUGGGGGGAGUCAAGCCAGGUGUGCAAAUCCUGUUUACUUAGAUUAUGGUUCAAAGGAUUGAAAGCUCAGAAAAUGGGUCAGUUUGUUAACUGAGAUUAAUGAGUUGUCUGAACACAGCACAGCCCAUUUACGAUGUUUUUUUGUUUUUCCGCUGGCAACUAGUGUUUACUUCUGAUUUCCAACAAAAAACAUUGGCUAAAAUGAUCCACUUAAUGGCCUGAUCGCAAAAAAGAUUGUAAAAUCUGGUGCAGUCAAGUGGUGACUCUGUUAAUAACUGGCAUGAUUUAUGACUAUAAUUCCAGGUUCAAUCAUAGUCAUAAAUCGAGGUCUAUCUGUAAUCACCUGUAAUAAUCGGAGGCUGCAUUCUGAGUUCCAAACGCCACGCACUCAAACUACACAGGCCCUAUCCUCUUCAGAAUGCCCUCCAAGGGGUGGAUCAUGACUCCAAAGACUCCAAGGGGUCUCAGCAAGAAUUUCGAGACGGGCUCAGCAGAAGCAACAAGACGAUGCCAGAGAAUGAGACAAGCGCCCCUUGGAGAUCAGCCUGGGUGGUCAGCACAAGCGGCCCUCUCCUGACCGGGCAAAGCAGCCCUGACUACAAAGCCAGGAGGCUGGCGGCCCCCACCAUCAUCGUCCAGGCCCAGAACGGGACCUGCCAGGUCCUCCUGAGCUGUGCUGGGGCAGAAGAAGAAGCAGGCCACCUGAAUUUCACCUGGCUCCAGGUCAAUGGCAGCGAGGUUCUCUCCACGGCGCAGACAUUGCAGAUCUCCCAGAAGCCUCAGCAGGGCGUCCCAGACUAUAUCUGCACUGUUCGCAACCAGGCGGGUGAAAGUUCCAGUGUGAUUUCGCUGAAGGAGCAUUGCCAGGAUCCGUCUAUCCCCAGCAAAUACCUCUCGGCAUCUUUUUAUGCUAAAUAUAUCGUCCCGCUUUUGAUUGUUCUUGUGAUCUUGCUGGUCCUCUUCUUAAUGUACAGACGAAAAAGAGGAAGAGAAAUCCACAGCAGCAUGGAGUCCAUCAAUGAAUCUUCAGACUCCGACAAUGAGGUGCCUCCUUCGGUGGAACAGAUGGCAGAGGUCAGCUUCCUUCCUGAGGGCAUUAAACCUUUCUCUCAGGACAACACGUCCACUGCAGGAGCAGAAUCGACCAUCAGCAACCAGGAAAACGCCUCCGAUACACGGAAGCAACUUCCAACUCAAGCAUGAUUUUUGCUUCAGAUUCUGGGUCACUGCCUUCUCCCCAUUUUAAGGAAUUUGUGGUGGGAAAGAGGGCUGGCCACCCCAGGUGAGAAGCUCUGGAAUCACACACACACACACACACACACACACACACACACACACAUACACACACACACACACACACACGGCAGCCCCUGGCUUCCAAGACUGGCAUCUCCAACUUCCCUGGUGGCAAAACCAGCACCAUAGGAGCAGGACCAUAAGUUUUGACACUUUUGACAAGACUCUCUUUCUGGACCACCUCCAAAAAUUGGAAGUGGAAGAGACCACACUUAGAAUGCUGUAUCCAGUUCUGAUCAACACAGUAGAAAAAAGAUGCUGAGACCCUAGAAAGAGUGCAGAGAAGAGCAAUAAAGAUGAUAAAGUUCUGGAGGUUAAACCAUACAAUGAACAACUGAGUGAACUAGGAAUGUCUCUUCUAACGAGAAGGAUUAGGGGUGACAUGAUAGCAGUGUUCCAGUAUUUGAGGGGCCGCCCCAAGGAAGAGGAGGUUCGACCUAUUCUCCAAAACACCAGAAGGCAGGAGAAGAAGCAACGGAUGGAAACUAAUCAAGGAGAGAAGCAACCUGGAACUAAGGAGAAACUUCCUGACAGUGAGAACAGUUAACCAGUGGAAGGGAUUCCCUCCAGAGGUUGUGGGUGCUCCAUCACUGGAGGUUUUCAAAAAUAAACUGGAAAACCGUUUGUUCAGAAUGGUGUAGGAUGUCCUGCCUGGGCAGAGGGCUGGACUAGAAGACCUCUGUUCUUUGAGUGGGAGGUCAAAUGAGGAUUGCCUUUCUGGGUGUCUGAGGUCUUAUUCCUCUCCCUAUCAUACUGAACAUCUGUGUGAAACUACUGGAAGGAGUCAUCCACCAAUUCAGGAUGCUGUAUCAUCAGUCUGUAGGUGAUACCCACUUAUCUGCGCCUAUCCUGGUUUGAAUGGUGGUCACAGUGGAAACUCUGACUGGGUCUCUGAAGAUUGUCAUGGUCUGGAUGAGUCAGACUCGGCAAGAGAGAGGCUACAAAAUGGAAUGAAUAAUUGCAAAAUGGGGGGGGGACAAAACAGAGAAUGUAGAUUUGCAACUAUUAUAAAAUGAACUACUGUAUAAUAUUUCAACAUUACAAUAUGGGGGGAACGAGAAAGAGGUCUGCCCUCGCUAACCCCUGGCUUCCAGAAACUUGCACGAUCCUUAUGGAGAAGGGCAUGAAGUGGCACAUCUCUUCUUCUUUCUCUGGAGAAGCCGAAGAUCCCCACGGGAUCCUCAAAAUGUGAGUAGUAUCUCAUGAUACGUCUUUUCCCCAAAUUCCCACCCUUGUGACCAACUGCCAGUCUGCUUGCCAAGCAAACGAUGCCCGUCUUUCAGGGGCCAAAUGCAACUUCUCGGCCUCUUGUGGAAACCCCACCAGGGGGUAAAAACCAACUCCUGGUCUGCAGGGGCUCCCUCAAUUAGGAGCAGACAAAUUCUGACUAGGAGCUGCCAAGAAAACGUCCACUGCUGGGGGAAGAGAUGGGUCAAAGGGGCGGGGGGGGGGAAACGAAGCUCACCUGGGAUCAAUGGCAGACACACCUGGGGAGGGGAGGCUCAUACUGUAUAUAGAUACUUGUCAACCUGUUCCAAGUUUGGGGGUCCUCGGUUCUCUGUGAGCUCGGUUGUUCUCUUGCAGACAUUUCAUUACCUAACCUGGUAACAUCACCAGCCUCAAAUGUUUGAAUGUUGGGAUCCAUGUUGAGGAAUUUCAAUGAUUACGCUUCAGUUAGCACUGAUUAUGUUACCUAGUUGGAUAAUAAAAUGUCUGUAACAAAACAACUAAGCUCAAAAAGUAUCAAGCACCCCAGAGUUGUCGUCCUCCUCCUCUGCACACCCCACUUCCUUCUGGCAUUGACGAUGUUACCUAGUUGGGUCCUGAAACAUCUGCAGGAAAACCACCAGAGAGCAUCAAGGACGCAUCUGUUCAACCCUGAGCUAGAUAAGCCCGUCUAUUGCUCCAAGUUUAAUAUCAAUUUGUUAUAUAAUCUGGAGUAAUAUUUAAUCUAUUAUUUCCUCCUUUGUAAAACUUGCGAUUUGCCAUCCCAAACAGAAGUAGCAAUUUUUUUCUUGUUCCUGUCAUAGCCGAUGAUCCAGCUAUUGAUCCUGUAAUGAAUCCCUUAUUGUAAAUAAAGAAACGCCAGGAGUUAAAUUGG